AUGGCUCACUGCUUCAGGUUCGUGCUCGGGGUGUUAUUGUUGACAGCCACAUCAACCGCUGACACGGAGGCAGGUCGAAAAUUUGAGAUACAGAACGACCGCUUCGUCAAGAAUGGCGAGCCUAUCCAGAUUAUCUCGGGCGGGAUUCAUUACUUCCGCACGCUUCCAUACUACUGGGAGAAUCGCAUCCUGAAAAUAAAGGCGAUGGGCAUGAACGCCUUGGAAACUUAUGUGCCUUGGAAUUAUCACGAACUGAGUCCUGGGAGUUUCAAGUGGGAUGGGCAGCAAGAUUUGGAGGCCUUCAUCAGACUUGCCGCAAAGCAUGACAUGCUUGUCAUCCUCCGCCCCGGACCUUAUAUUUGUGCAGAGUACAACUUUGGAGGUCUUCCGGCUUGGUUGGGGUCAUCUGUGGUGUCUGGUGGCGGUACUAUGAAGCUCCGAAGCAGUGACCCGCUCUACCUGGCGCACGUCGAUCGAUACUGGAACGAACUGCUUCCCCGCAUGACGCCCCUGCUGUACUCCAAUGGUGGCCCCAUCGUGAUGGUUCAAGUUGAAAAUGAGUUCGGCUUCAUUGGAAUUGAGGAAGGGCAGGACGACACAUACAUCCGCCAUUUAGUCAAACUCGCCAAGAAUGCCCUGCGUGAUGAUGUGCUCCUGUUCACAACUGAUCCAUGGAACAAGGCCUGGGCAGGGUCCCUCCCGACCAACAAUGAAGUUUACACCCCUGGAUGGUUCAUGCGCAUGGGCGGCCAGGAAAACCGCUUGAAGGAUGCUUGGGGCCACGACAUUACUAUCCCUACAGUGGAGUACAAUGAUGGCAAACUAGAGCCCUACCUACAUUGGCAACCCAUCAUCCAGUCAUAUGACUAUGACGCGCCAAUCAGCGAAGCAGGCGACUACGGGCAGCCAGGCAUCGGACCUCCUCCUACGGGCCCUCCCAACAAAUUCCUUGCUAUCCGUGACAUGAUUCAGAAACACACCGGGGUUGAGCUGCCGGCUGUGCCGCCGCGGCCCCAGUUUGUUGCAUAUGGCCAAGUGGCGCUGACUCAGCAGGGCACGCUGCUGAGUCAGCUGGGUAACCUAGUGACUGGACCGGGAAUCUACUCAGCUGUGCCCAAGCCCAUGGAGGAGUAUGGGCAGUGGGACGGCUUGAUUCUCUACAGGACCAGCGUUGCUGCAUCAGAGCUCAACGGCACUUCGGUACUCUUUGCCGGCAGCAAAGUCCGCGACUCGGCUGUGAUCCUCGCCGACGGCGCCUAUGUGGGCAGCCUCGAGCGGGAUGGAAAACUGGCCGUGGUGCUCAAUAGCGCGGCCGGCAAGGUGGCACGCGCGAACGAGGGCAACAACGUGACCCUGGACAUUUUGGUCAUGCAAAUAGGCCGCAGUAACUUUGGCCGCCAGUAUGACCUCAAGGGCCUCGUCUCAGGCCUCGUCACCAUCAACAAGAAGCCGCUGAAGGGCUGGCGCGUGUUCAACCUGCCGCUGGAAUCCCUGGACGCCCUCAAGCUCCCGGUCGUCUCGGCAGCAGCCGCCCCUGCGAACACUUCUGCCGCCGCAUCCGCGGCCGUCAGGGCGGCGGCCGGGCCGGCCGCCCGCGCGCGCGCGCAGCCGCAGCCGGCGCGCCCCGUCAGCCUGGCGGCUGUGGACCCCGUCAGGGCACACAUUGCAGAGGAGCUAGAGGAAGCCGCGCGUACCGGGGCGUUCCCUGCCAUUGCAGCAGUGGUGGCCAGCGACGGCGGUGAGUCCUGCCCGGCCGCGCCAGCCGGCAACGGCAGCGCCGCAGCCGCCCCCAGCCCGGCGGCUGACGGCCCCACCUUCUACCGGGGAUACUUCAGCGUCAACGGCAGCCUUGCAAACGCCGAUGGCGUGCUCCCGGACACCUACCUGGACAUUGGCAACUUUGACUGGGCCAAGGGCCUCACCUUCAUCAAUGGCUUCAAUCUGGGGUAUUACUGGCCUCAGAUUGGCCCCCAGUACACCAUGUACGUGCCUGGGGUGUUGCUGAAGGCGUGCAACAACGAGCUGACUCUGCUCGAGCUGGGCACCACCAUGAAGGCCAACGCUGCUGCAAAGGUGGCGUUCACAGACAAGCCGGACUUGUACUACAGGCCCAAGCCCGCAAGCGCUUCCACGCUGGCCUGA
Molecule: messenger RNA, 2142 nt
Organism: Coccomyxa subellipsoidea C-169
Lineage: Eukaryota; Viridiplantae; Chlorophyta; Trebouxiophyceae; Coccomyxaceae
Exons: 16
Coding region: 1-2142 (713 amino acids)
Biological process (GO): carbohydrate metabolic process
Cellular component (GO): vacuole
Molecular function (GO): beta-galactosidase activity
Source: RefSeq, a predicted model, not a curated record